GAACUUGAGGAGCUGCUGACGGAGAUCAAGGACGUUUCCGUUGUGCUGGGAAUCGACAACGCAUGCAAACUGGAUCUGAGCAGGAUCGUGGAAGAAGUGAGGGCGCAGUACGAAGCCCUGGCUCUUCGGAGCUGGGAGGAGGCUGAAGCGCUCACCAGGAGGAAGCUGAACGAAGGCAGCAGCCAGUCGGGCACCUACGGGGCUCACCUCCUGGACAGCCGGCGGGAGAUCGCGGACCUGAACAUCCAGAUCCAGAAGCUGAGGUCCUGCAUCGUGUCCCAGAAGAGCCAGUGCCUGUACCUGGAGGAGCACAUCAGAGAGGCGGGAGAGCACGGCGAGGUGGCCCUCAAGGACGCCAAAGCCAAACUGGUCAAGCUGGAAGAAGCCCUCCAGAAGAGCAAGGAGGACAUGGCUCACCUGGUGAAGGAGUACCAGGAGCUGAUGAACAUCAAGCUGGCGCUGGAUGUGGAGAUCCUCACCUACAGGAAGCUGAUGGAAGGCGAGGAGAGCAGCAUGGAGCAACCGAUACCCACCGUCAUCAGCGCCGUCCACUCCAGGGCAAAGCACCUCUCUGCCAGCACCCUGAGAACCUCCAAGCUGUUUGCCAGAGGAACACGCAGCACCGACGGCGAGACGAAGCCAAACGGAGCCAGCACCAAGGUGUUGCCCUCCAGAAGCCCCAGCGACGAUGCAGCAACACCCGACAGAGAUGCCUCCAGCAGCGGUGCCCGGCCGGAGCUCGACUCCCUGCCCGCCGAGGAAUGCUCCUAG
This is a messenger RNA of Pterocles gutturalis (yellow-throated sandgrouse), 771 nucleotides long. Its product is annotated as keratin, type II cytoskeletal 80-like. Gene Ontology annotation, cellular component: keratin filament. Gene Ontology annotation, biological process: intermediate filament organization; keratinization. The transcript is spliced from 5 exons. The record is from RefSeq and is a predicted model, not a curated record. Gene Ontology annotation, molecular function: structural constituent of skin epidermis. The annotation marks the transcript as partial. NCBI's taxonomy places the organism in Eukaryota, Metazoa, Chordata, Aves, Pterocliformes, Pteroclidae.